Prunus mume (Japanese apricot) is the source of this 1386-nucleotide messenger RNA. RefSeq names its product G-box binding factor 1 (gene GBF1). The record is from RefSeq and is a predicted model, not a curated record. Gene Ontology annotation, cellular component: nucleus. Gene Ontology annotation, biological process: regulation of DNA-templated transcription. Gene Ontology annotation, molecular function: DNA-binding transcription factor activity; sequence-specific DNA binding. NCBI's taxonomy places the organism in Eukaryota, Viridiplantae, Streptophyta, Magnoliopsida, Rosales, Rosaceae.
AUGCCUUCUAAGCCUUCCAAACAAGCUUCUACAGCUCAGGAAAUACCAACAACACCUUCAUAUCCUGAUUGGUCCAGCUCUAUGCAGGCUUAUUAUGGUCCUGGAGCUACUCCACCUCCCUUUUUCGCCUCUACUGUUGCUUCCCCAACUCCACAUCCCUAUAUGUGGGGAGCCCAACAUCCUAUGAUGCCGCCAUAUGGAACUCCAGUUCCGUACCCAGCCAUGUAUCCUCCGGGUGGUGUUUAUGCUCAUCCUAGUAUGGUCGCGACUCCAGCCUCAGCACAGACAAAUCCAGAGUUGGAAGGGAAGGGCCCAGAUGGGAAAGAGCGGGUUUUAACCAAAAAACCCAAAGGAACUGCAGGAAAUACAGGUUUGGUUGGUGGCAAGGCUGGGGAGAGUGGAAAAGCAACUUCAGGUUCAGGAAAUGAUGGCGCUUCCCAAAGUGGUGAAAGUGGUAGCGAGGGUUCAUCAGAUGGCAGUGAAGAUAAUGCUAACCAACAGGAGUAUGGUGCAAACAAGAGGGGAAGCUUUGACAAGAUGCUUGCAGAUGGAGCAAAUGCACAGAAUACUGGGGCAAAUGUUCAAGCUUCAGUGCCUGGGAAGCCUGUCUCUAUGCCUGCUACUAAUCUGAAUAUUGGAAUGGACUUAUGGAAUGCAACCCCUGCAGGUUCUGGAGGAGCAAAAAUGAGAGCAAAUCCAUCAGGUGCUCCAUCAGCUGCGGGUGCUGACCACUGGAUUCAAGACGAACGUGAACUGAAAAGACAGAAAAGAAAGCAAUCAAAUAGGGAGUCAGCUAGGAGGUCAAGAUUACGGAAGCAGGCGGAGUGUGAAGAGCUACAAGCAAGGGUGGAGACAUUGAGCAAUGAGAAUCACAACCUUAGAGAUGAACUGCACAGGCUCUCAGAAGAAUGCGAGAAACUCACAUCUGAGAAUACUAAUAUAAAGGAAGAGUUGACACGAGUGUGCGGACCAGAUUUCGUAGCAAACCUUGAGCAGCAGCCUGGCGGUGGUGAGGGCAACAGUUGAGAAGGAAUUAAUUUCUCUCUUUGUAGUAACAGAAAUUAAUUGAGCUCCGGAAGCCAUGACCCUCACUCGAAUUGAGCGUAGAGCAUUUGUUUCCCUUACUAAUUUAUACACUUAACCCUUAUCUGUAGCUGUGACGUUUAUUUAUCAACUUUCAACUGAGUUGGAUCCUCGGAGCCAUGCAAAUUGUUGUACCAUUGGAAAAGAGUAUAUAAUAGAUUGCUUCCAUUGACUAGUUAUCUUUUUGAACCGAUUUGUACUUCCUCAUUCUUCCUCCCCGUUACUGUUGUUUCUGUGCUCGCUCAAAAUGAUGCUGCGGACGGUGUGGAGGAGUUUGGUUAUAGAAACAGCAAACUUUUUGUA